Molecule: messenger RNA, 4039 nt
Organism: Neogale vison (American mink)
Lineage: Eukaryota; Metazoa; Chordata; Mammalia; Carnivora; Mustelidae
Gene: PIGQ
Product: phosphatidylinositol glycan anchor biosynthesis class Q
Exons: 10
Coding region: 1176-3005 (609 amino acids)
Biological process (GO): GPI anchor biosynthetic process
Cellular component (GO): membrane; endoplasmic reticulum
Source: RefSeq, a predicted model, not a curated record
AUCAUGACCUGAGCCGAAGGCAGAAUCUGAACCCACUGAGCCACUCAGGUGCCCCAGACCAGUGACCUCUUAAGCCUGGGGCCUUUGUGUCUGUAUAAGGCCCCUCUCAGAGCCCCCCAGCCGACAGGACAUUGGUGACAUGUCCCACCAUCACAACGUGUGUGUCCCCACAGGCCUGGGGAGCAGUGGGGCCUGGAGGUCUCGGGUACCAUCCAUGGCUUGUGUUUCUCCCUCAGGACCUGUGGGCUCCAGCUUGAGGGUCUUAGCUCAGGGUGGCUGCUGCAUCCUUUGUGCCAACAAGGUGGGGACAGCCAGCGUCUGAGAAAGCUUGCUCAGGCCUUCGCUGAAGGAUGGCUUGCUGCCCUCCAUCUUGAGGGGUUUGGCUUGGUGCUUGCUGAGGAGCCUGCAUGUGACCUGACCUCUGGGUAGGGCGGGGCGCAGGGUCCCACAGAAAUCGGGGGCCGGUCUUGCUGCUGAGAGGCCACAUGAAGGUUGUGAGAGACGUGGAAGGUUCACGGCCCUCAGCCUGAGAGAAGGCAGUGGGGAGCUUGCCGUCCUCCAGGGUCGCUGUGUUUGGACAGCUGCCCAGCUCCAGUAUGACGAGAGAAGUCGGGCCCUGCUGGGAACCCAGCUCGGAAAUGGCGCAUGGGCACGGCCCAAGGCUGGGGGGGUCCACGUGAGCCCCGAGACUCCUGCGGGGGCUCAACGGACAGGGCGUGGGGUGCAGGCACGUCUCCCGGUGUGUGCUGGGGCUCCUGCACAGCGUCCAUGGAGACCAGCAGGGUGCCUGCGUCUGGUUUCCCUCAGCGCAGCAGCGAUCCACUUAGGUUUCUGUCGUUCCCCUCGCUAGCUUAGUAAGGAAAUCGAGGUUCCUCAGACUCCACGUGCACUGCUCUAAUUGUUAACGGGACCGUGUGUGUUUCCACGUGGUACACGUAGCAAGCUCUCACCGGUUUCCUUGGAAACAAGAACAAAGCCCUCACGUUCAGCCCUGCACCCCCUCGUGAGUGGUCCAGGAGGUCAGGCCUGUCUCCUCGCCCUGUUUUAGGGGGAAGUGUUGGCCAGCCUGGGGUGGGGGUGGGGCCGUGCCCACGUGAGAUGUGCCACUGGGGUCCCGCCAGCCUCUGUGAUCAAACCCAAGGCUGGGUGCUGGAGACUCCGUGAGGGCCCAACCCAUGGCCCCAUGGCCCUGGGCCGUGGAGGCGGCGGCAGCGGCGGAAGCACCCCUGGACCGAUACUCUCCCCUCUCUUGCAGCCCGCCCGGCAUGGUGGUCAAGGCCUUCUUCCCCACAUGCUGCGCCUCGGCCGACAGCGGCCUGCUGGUAGGACGGUGGGUCCCGGAGCAGAGCAGCGCCGUGGUCCUGGCCGUGGUGCACUUUCCCUUCAUCCCCAUCCAGGUGAAGGAGCUGCUGGCCCAGGUGCAUCAGGCUGGCCGCGUGGGGCUGGCUGUGCUGGGCACCUGGUGCCACCGACGCCAGGAUGCUGAGGAGCGCCUGGGGCCCUUCCUGGAGGGCCUGGGCGCCAUCUUCUCCCACGAGCCCUGGCUGCAGCUGUGCCGAGAGAGGACCAGUGGGGUCUGGAGCUGCAAGGCCAUCCGCCAGCAGGGGCCCGCCCGCCCUGGCGUCAAGGACCAGGUCAUGCUCGUGUUCUACGACCAGCGCCAGGUGCUGCUAUCCCAGCUGCACCCGCCCGCAGUGCUGCCCGACCGCCAGGCGGGGGACGCCACGGCCGGCGCCGAGGGCUUGGCUGCCGUCUUCGACACGGUGGCGCGCAGUGAGGUGCUCUUCCGGAGCGACCGCUUUGACGAGGGCCCUGUGCGGCUGAGCCACUGGCAGUCGGAGGGCGUGGAGGCGAGCAUCCUUGCGGAGCUGGCAAAGCGGGCCUCGGGGCCGGUCUGCCUGCUGCUGGCCUGCCUGCUGUCGCUCAUCUCAGCGGCCCGCACCUGCCGGGUGUUCAAGCUGCGGCCGCUGUCCUUCAUCUGGAGCAAGCUGUCUGUGUGUGGGCAGCUCGGGCACCGGCUGGAGCAGCUCGCGCUCGUCUUCAGCACCCAGAAGGCCGAGAGCCCCGCCCAGCUGAUGAGGAAAGCCAACGUGCUUGUCUCUGUGCUUCUCGAUGUGGCCCUCGGCCUUGCGCUGCUGUCCUGGCUUCAUGGGAAGGACCGCAUCGGGCAGCUGGCGGAGGCUCUCGUCCCUGUGGCUGAUCACGUGGCCGAGGCACUCCAGCACCUGCUGCAGUGGCUGAUGGGAGCGCCCGCUGGGCUGAAGAUGAACCGGGCGCUGGACCAGGUGCUGGGCCGCUUCUUCCUGUACCAUCUGCACCUGUGGAUUAGCUAUGUCCACCUCCUUUCCCCCUUCAUCGAGCACAUCCUGUGGCAUGUGGGCCUCUCGGCCUGCCUGGGGCUGACGGUCGCCCUGUCCACCCUGUCCGACAUCAUCGCCUUGCUCACCUUCCACAUCUACUGCUUCUACGUCUACGGGGCCAGGCUGUACUGCCUGAAGAUCUGCGGUCUGUCCUCGCUCUGGCGCCUCUUCCGGGGGAAGAAGUGGAACGUGCUGCGCCAGCGCGUGGACUCGUGCUCCUAUGACCUUGACCAGCUGUUCAUCGGGACUCUGCUCUUCACCGUCCUGCUCUUCCUGUUGCCCACCACAGCCCUGUACUACCUGGUGUUCACCUUGCUCCGGCUGCUGGUGGUGGCCGUGCAGGGCCUGAUCCAUCUGCUCGUGGACCUCGUCAACUCCCUGCCGCUCUACUCGCUUGGCCUCCGGCUCUGCCGGCCCUACAGGCUCGCGGCGGGCGUGAAGUUCCGAGUCCUGGAGCACGAGGCCGGCAGGCCCCUCCGCCUCCUGAUGCAGAUCAACCCCCUGCCUUACGGUCGUGUGGUGCACGCCUACCGCCUGCCCAGCUGCGGCUGCCACCCCACGCACUCCUGGGGCUCCCUGUGCCGCAAGCUGUUCUUCGGGGAGCUCAUCUACCCCUGGAGGCAGAGAGGGGACAAGCAGGACUGAGAGGCCCCGGUGGCCGGCCUGCCCAGCACCACUGUGUGGCCUCACUUGUGCCCCCAGUUGUUCGAGACCUCUGUGUCUCCUCCUGGCUCUGAGGUGGUGGAUAGGGGCGGCCGGCCAGGCCACCUGGCCUGUAAUCCGUCACUUGCGUGUCUGCCUCAGGAUCCCCCUCCUGACCUCUUCUGAUGGCACUGGCCACCCGGUACCCACCAGCCCCCCAAGCCCUGCCCAGCAGUCCCCCCACCCCUGAUCACACCCAGAGCCCCCGCCUCCGCCCACCAUGCCCACUCCCAGGGGGCGAUCUGGCGGGUCUCCCUGGUGCUCCCAGCAGCCCCACCCUGCCAUGGGGUAGAGGGACCCCUCCCCGGACGCACUCAGCAGUUCCUGAGGCUGACCCUCAAGCAUCUCCUUGCUUGGGGCUAUACUUCUAUGUCCCUGGCCGGAGCCAGCAGCCCCAAUGACACAGGGCCCUCUGGGAAGCUGGCUGGGCAGCAGUGCGCUCAGCCUGGAGCACACGGGGUUUGCAUUAUGCCCCCUGGGGAGACUGCUUUGCAGCAGAAGCUGCCCCCAGGGCUUUCAGGCCUCCCUGUGUGAAGCCAGUCCACAUGGGGUGCCCGGAACUGCCUCACUGAAGACUGAGCACCCGUCCACCUUCCCGUCCACCUUGCUGCCCUGCGCCCAUGCAGGAAGAGGCCCUCACUGGCUUCCUGCAGAAGCAGGCAGCUCCCGGGCAGACGUGUCUGUGGCCUCCUGCGUGCGGAGGGGGCGUCCUAGCAUUCAGGGCAUGGAGUCCAGCUGUGGGCGUGAGCCCCAGCAUGCCCAGGGGAGGCGGCCCGCGUGACCAGAUGGCAUCCUACGUGUUGAGACCUUUUGGAGCGGGAAAUGUUUGUAUGUAGCGUGCACUCUCUGACUGCGGGCCGCGGUCGGGAGCCCAUGGAGGCGGCCCCCGCCCAGCCCGGUGUCUCCUCUCAUGGGCCAGGUCUUAGCUCUGCCUUUUUCUGCAGUGACAAUAAAACCUCCCACCUGUUUGGAGUGCA